AGUCGUUCGUGAACAUGGCUACGUAGUUAGUAAUGUGCACCAUUCAUGGACAUUUGCGCUGGCUUACAGGGCGGAACAGCGAUUUCACACAUUGGCCCUGUUCGGUUAUUACUGGUAGUACUGAAAGGCUGCGUUCGAGCAGCACGCGCUAUCAGCGCUAUUGCGUCAUUCUAUCUGUGUUUUACAUUUAAUGAGCAUGAAAGAUAGAAUAAUGCAACAGCGCUGAUAACGUGCUUCCCGAACGCAGCCGAAAUCUAUAGAUUCACGUCACGUAUUCGAAAAACCAUGCGUUCCGACUGGGCAGACUGGAAACGUGAAUGUUCAGACGAGCCAAUCAGAAUCUCCCACACUGACUCGACAACAACGCACUCUGCCAACUAACUAUUUCGCAACCUUGAAACAUUCCGUGUGAAACAUAUUUGUCACAAGGUCGAUCACCUUCUUUUCUAGCCUCCUUGAUUCAAGCAUUCCAAAACAUUUACUCGUAGACAUUUGCUGAUUGCGCGAGGUGCACGGACGGAGUGUGACGAUAAGUGUCGAAAUUAUAGACGUGACUCCUCCACUGUGAUGUUCACCAAACGGACGCGCGAAUAAAACCGAUCCGUGUACACGAACGAAUGAACAAAAAAAAAGUAGGCGUACCAAGAAGAUCACGUUUGACAAUAGGUGAAUGCCUACGCCAAUCGUAGAGCCGACAAAACGUCAUGCGAGGAACGCGCGGCGCGAGCACGUGAAGCGGCGCGAAUGAUGGAACCGGACCACAGCGGACACCACGGCAAAGGUGGCAGACGCUCGCGAUAUAUCGGGGAUCCUUCCUGACGUGGGCGGCGGAGCGACGGUUGCAAGCAUGCACCAGAACAGACGGAAGAAGAAGCGGGUGAACUACGGCGUAAGGGCGGUCGAGGUGAUACGGGGCGCAAAAGGCUACGGGUUCACAAUAUCCGGCCAACAGCCAUGCAUAUUGAGCUGCAUCGUGCAGGGCAGCCCGGCGGAGAGCGCGGGUCUGCGACCCGGCGACUAUCUUGUGGCCGUAAACGGGCACAAUGUGAGCAAAGUGCCGCACGACGACGUGGUGCAGCUGAUCGGCUGCUCUAAGGGGGUGCUGCGGCUGCAGAUAGCCGAGAAUUAUUACUCGGAUUCCUCGGACGAGGAAGGUUUGGCCACCGUAAGAUCCAAACCCAAGUACGCCCACAAACCGCGUGCCACUAACGCCAGUGCUUUGCAGUUGCAAUGUAGAGCGGCGAAGGUGGUUAGGGAUCUGCAGAGCGGAGCUAUGUUUCACGCAGCGACGGCAAACGCGGCGGCGACGACUGAGAACAAAGAACAGUACGAUUAUUCCGGUCUGCACUAUCGUUGGAACAUAACAAGCCCCCUCCCGCCACCGCCACCACCGGUGUCACAUAAGCGUGACUCAGAAAAGAUUGUUCACAGAACGGUGGUCGGUUAUCUCGGCACUAUUGACAUUCCCAAUCAGCUGCAUCCAUCCAGUAUGAUGCAGGUUUUGAGAAAAUGCAUUAAGAGAUUGAAGGCGGAGAAGCGAAAUCCGACCACCGUGCUUCUCACCAUCUACGUAGCCAACAUCAAACUCACCAAUUCGGAAAAUCGCAUUAUCGCCGAGUAUCCAUCGUAUCGGAUAAUAUUUUGCAAUUCCUUUUCGGAGCAAGACAAGCAGUACUUCGGAAUACUUACCAAGUCCAUGAAGAACACGGACGACAUUGUCUCGAACUCGUGUCACGUUUUUUGUAUUUAUUAUAAGUUAAUCGAUCACGAGGUGCAUUCUAGCGCGUGCAACGUGUUCGGAUUCACGUGUACGAAGUCGUCGGAGUCGAACGUUUGUCAGGAAUUUCCCGACAGUUGUACGAGCCUCAUUGGUGCCAUACAGACACUGUAUAUAUCCGAUUGCACAAACGGGGAGGCAAAUCCUUACAACGAAGCGCGUUUGCGCUUGGACACCGCCUCGCCGCAGCCGAGCAACGUUAGCACGUCGACCGCUCAUUCGAGCAACAGUGAUUCUGGAAUAGGUUUUAAGGACGACUACGGCAGCUGUUCGGGCAAAAACACGGUAAACGAUUACGGACGAAGAAGACAAUGCCCUACAAAUGUGCAAUAUAGGAAUAUGAACGCGCGCUCGUGCAGAGAAGCCGUCAAUGAGGCUGUUGGACAUCGGCUGGCGGUUCGCGCGACGUCCGAAGCUGGAAGAUGGAACAAGGAAUUGAAGUUCGAACCUUCUAAAGUGAUGCGACACGUGACGACGGGGAGCGGGGAGAUCAACUCGACUACCACCUGCGCCGGAACAUCUGCCCCUGUUAUGGCGGUGCGCAACGCGUUGGGCAGUGCGUCCGUUGGAUCCCUCGCGUCCGUUUGCACCACCGCGUUGCUCGACGGUAUCGAGGACGCCGCGGAAUUGUCGAAGACGUCGUCGACGGAAAAAUUGAAGCGACUGAUGGACACCACGAACAAGCUCAGCCCGAAAGUGUACUGCGGUCAGGUGACGAAGUCGCUGGUGCACAGCCUGGAAGAUAUCAAUUCAAGUAUGGAGUACGCGCGGCCACCCUUCUGUCACUCUUACUCGAGCAAGUCCGAUAGUAACCCUCGCCCAUGGGGAAGCCUCCAGGAGAUACGAAACAUCAGCAGCAGCGUGUCGGACAACUGCAUAUAUGGUAGUACAGAAUCGUGUGACAAAAACAAUGAUUGCAAAGGAGUACAUACAUGGGCAAACGGAUUUGAAAAGCUUUUGGAGGAUCCAAAGGGCUUGCAAACAUUUGCCGAGUUUCUCAAAAAGGAGUUUAGUCAUGAAAAUAUAUAUUUUUGGGCUGCUUGUGAGAGAUACAAAGAUACUAAAGACUCUACUACGCGCCGUCGAUUAGCAUGUCAGAUAUAUCAACGUCAUUUGUCGAAUACAGCCGCCGAGCCGGUCAACGUUGACAGUCAUGCGUCGGGACAAAUUACCCAAGAACUGCUCGACGAAGCACCAGCGGAUCUAUUUCUGCAGGCACAGAAACAAGUAUUCAACCUAAUGAAGUUCGAUAGUUAUCCAAGAUUUUUGCGCUCGGAACUCUAUCGCUCUUGCCUGGAGACUGGGAGCGCCGUAGUCAAUACGGAAGACUGUGAUUUACAAGUAACAAGUUCGCCUAGCGUAAAAUUGAAGAAGAGUCAUUCCGACGCGGAAGAUCGUUGCCGCAAAUCGAUUCUUCCCUGGAACAGAAAAAACAGAUCGAAAUCAAAAGAUCGCGGUGAGUCCGAGUACAACAAAGCUCCUAGCCGAAAUGAGACUAUAUAUAAAAGUUUUACAGCUAUCAAGAGAGAAACAGAGGGUAACAAUAACGAAGACAGUGUGUCCAUAUCCAGCAGUCGGUCGUCACUGGCUUCGUGGGAUCUGGCGUUACGACAGUCGUUCAACAAACAUUCCGUAUCGUCUUGCGACGGGCAAAUGAACGAAAAGAAAGAGACCCGGAAAUGCACGGGAUUGUGUCGAGUGAUAUUGCCCGAUGGGUCCACCACAGUAGUGACGACUAGCCAGACCGACAGCAUUAAAGACGUGGUUACCCGACUCCUCGACAAGCGAGCCCUACGCUAUUCUAACUAUGACGUUCUGAUAUUAGCAACGGAUGAGAUGGUAGACACGAAAUGCCCUUCGUCAGUAUUAGCAGGCCAGGAAGUGGAGGUCGUUCCCACGAAAGUUCUUAAAGUGGAAUUACCCUCGCGCAGAACGAUAAGCGUUAUCGCGCACAAGGGUAAAACCCUGAAGGAAGUCUUGAGGCCUCUCCUGAACAAAUAUAGUUUUAAUUUAGACUUAAUCAGUAUUUGGUGCGAAGGUCACUGUGUUCCCUUAAACAUUAUGGCCAUCAAUGCACCCGCCCGUCUCAGCGUAGUGACGAAUGAAGAAAAUUUUCAACGAGAAUUGCACACAGCCAAGUAUCUGGACGAAGUGCACGUACAGCCAACUUUGGAUGAAAUUACUAACAAAGUAUUUGAAGAGCUCUUAGAUGGGAAAAGUAGGAAUAAAUAUCAGUAUAGCGAAGGGUCGUGUAAAUCUGAUGAUCAACGUUCUGAAGGGUCUUCCAUAUUGUCUAGUAAGUUUUUUCUGCGAGAUUCGACGAUUCACGGAAAGAAGAAGGUAAAAUCCAAAUGCUGCAAUACAAGUGAGAAAGGUAAUUCGAACGAUUGUAUACACGAGGGAGCGCCUGUGAAAUCCCAACCGCCGCUUAUCGCGAAGUGGCGAAAUGGCGUAAAGCUGCAGCUUCCGAGCAGAUUCGACGGAGAUGAUUUAUACGAGGGAUUGAAGAGGGCACAGAGAUCGAGACUGGAAGAUCAGAGAGGAACGGAGAUCAAUUUCGAGUUACCAGAUUUCUUAAAGAACAAGGAGAAUGGGAAACCGUCGGAUUCUAACAAACUGCGAAGGACACGUGUGGUAUCGGCCAAUUGCGAAGGCACCACGAAGUUUUACGAUACUAGCGAGGAUAAGCAAAGCUGUAGUGGCGGAUACGAGUAUCCCGCGCACGUGACGAACGGAGCUGUGAACGAGCGAUUUUCAGCCCUGGUUAAUAUUACGGAUCCUUUAAGUAAGUGCCUUGACAGCUCAUACACUCUUGACGGCGACAGAACGCUAGUAGACGGUGAUCAGACGAUCAUAGAAAACGGUAGCAAUUCACAAUCGAAGAGCCCGCAUUCGUCGAGUUACGAUGCGGACGCGUCCCGCGCGAAAUUAGCGAAACCGCCGCCGCUACCGCCGAAACCGAAAAAUCUUGUCAUGAACGUAGUGAAAAGUGGAUACAUCAUGACUCCUAAAACUCCUUUGCAAAGGCCCAAUCAUGUGAUCGAGUAAAAAAUUUUGAGAAUCUUGUAAAGAGAAAUUUAUAUUUUUAAUUAACGUAACGUAUUUUUAUAUGUGAUGAU
Messenger RNA from Pseudomyrmex gracilis, 4896 nucleotides. RefSeq names its product regulator of G-protein signaling loco (gene loco). NCBI's taxonomy places the organism in Eukaryota, Metazoa, Arthropoda, Insecta, Hymenoptera, Formicidae. Gene Ontology annotation, biological process: signal transduction. Bases 848 to 4825 code for a protein of 1325 amino acids. Gene Ontology annotation, molecular function: protein binding; GTPase activator activity. The transcript is spliced from 15 exons. The record is from RefSeq and is a predicted model, not a curated record.